ACAGUCUCUCACCUGUAGAGCUGGCCACAGAACUGACAGCAUGGAUAAGCAGCGGUGCAUUGUUCUCAGAGUAUUCCACAAACACCAGCAGCAGCUUCAGGGCUGUCUUCACCACCAAGCGGGACUAGGGGGAGGGGUCACCACAUAUGAGUGGGGCUUGGGCCAGACUUGUAUCAGCUCCUGGUGGGGAGGGGUAAGGGCUUCUGGGGCUGGACUUAAAGAGGAGAGUCUAGGCAGAAAGACCCUGGCCCCAGAACCAGGUGUUGGAGUACGUUCUAGACUUAGACGAGCCUCAGACUCAUUCAAUUCCAGCCCACUUUGCAGAAUAGGAGACUGAGGUCCAGAGAGAGGCAGUGGGAAAAGGGUGCAUGGCUGUGUGGAGGGCCACUUACCAUGCUGGCACACAGUGUGUACAGCCACUGUACAGUCUCACUGUGGGCCACCACCCCUAGCAUCCCAUCCACAAAAAGCAUCAGCUGGCCUAGUGCUGGAGACACAGAGACAAGAAGAGGUCAGUAAGGGGUCACUGAAGGCAGGGGUCAUGGGGGAGGAGUUGGACUUACCUCGGAGGAUGUAGGUCUGGUAGUUGUGGUCGGCAGCAGCACCCACACGGAUCAGGCAACUCAGCCCCUCUGAGUGUACAAAUUCAGGCACCAGGUCCUUGUCCUCCUGGGGGCACCAUGGGGAAAUUUAAGCAGGGCUCAGGCUGGACACCCACCCCCAGCCCACUUCUGGGCCUCACCUGGAAGAUCUGCUUUAGUGAGAAGAGGGAACGGCGGAGCUCAGGGCCACUGGAGCCAUACAACUUUUCUGCAAGGGGUAGGUGGGCAUGGAAACCUCAAGGGGACACAACCCCCCACCAAAGAAUAUUCUAGUGCCUGAGCCCCCUACCUCCUCCUCCACUCCCUGACUUUGGGCAACCCCCAAUCCGGUUUAGUUGCAACAUCAGCCCUGGCCCUGAAAGGAGAGGUCAGGAUAGGAGUGGGAAGGGGCCACACAUCCUGUCUCCCAUGUGCUUUGUCCACUGUCCAGCACAGGCCUGAAAGAAACUGAGCCAGCAGCGCUGGGGAGGGGCAUUCUUGGACACUAACGUCCUCAUACACUCACCCAAGAUGGCAUUGACCCUCACGGAGAGUUGAGUACGCAGGAUAAGUGUAGGCUUUCGCCCUUUGCUGGAAUUAAGCAGCCUAGUCAGCAGUUUUCAGGCCAUUCCUCAGGGUCCCUGCCCCCUACACCAAGGCAGCUAAACACCACCCCACAUGCCACUCCUGGCCCAACUCCCUCCUCCUCAACAGGAGGGUUUGUGCAAACAUAGGUAUCUCAGGUAUGUGGGAGAUCACACACGUCCCGCCCCCCCCCCCCCCAUCCCAGGCAUCAGGUAACACUGGCCAGGGAUUCCCCUGGCACAGUCGUGUGGGGUGGCAUGGCAGGAGGUGACUCUCAGCCUAGGCUAGAGAUCAGGUGUCUUGGCUGCUGACACCUGAGCCAGCCCCUGGUGGAGGCAAGGGUAGGGGCCAGCCUUGCCUUCCUGGUCCCAUGAGCUCUGACCUGAUCUCUUCAUAGAAGCCCUCCAGCAUCUCCCGCUGCUCUUCCAGAGAAAGCUCAGGGUCCAGGUAGUAUCCAGAGGGAGACACUUGUAGAGCACAGUCCUCCAGCUGGGGGCAAAGGGAAUAGUUGUCAGGGCUGGGAAAGAGGUGGUAGAGAUAUGUAUGGAGACCCCAUGACCUUCUACUUCCACUCAGAGAGCCAGCAGAGCGGCAUACCACAGGGUGUAUGCUGCAACCAUGCAUUCCUUCAGCAGUCAUUUCUCAUGGGCCUACCGUGCACGAAGCCCAUCUACCUCAGGUGCCAGGCUUUCUUGCCCUUUGAAUGUGCUAUGUCUUCUGGCUAACACCUACCAUUCUGCAUGUUUCAGAUUAGGUAAUGCUUUUUUGGAACACUUUCCUGAACUCCUGUAGCCAGUGCUAUGCAACCCGUUCCACCCCAUGUGUGAGGCCUUCCAUACAGCAUUAUAAUAUCCUAGACACUAGUCUCCUUCCCCACUAACCGUGAGAUCUCUGGGUUCAGGCAGCAUGUCUGUCUUGCCCCAUGCUAUAUCUGCAGAGCCUAGCACAGCCCUAUGGCUCACAGUAAGUGCUCACUAAACAUGUUGAGCUCAUGAACAUGAAUAAGGAAAGGGAAUGGAAUAUGGGAGGAAGUUCCUGCCUUCAAGGAAGUUCACAGCCCUGGGGGUGAUAAGCUGCAUCCACAAAGCGUUCAAGCCCAGGGAGAAAGUGUUAAGAAUAUUGGUGCAAACCCAGCUGGAAGGAGUGUGUGUGUGUGUGUGUGUGUGGUAUGUGUGUCUCCCUGAAUUGAGACAGCGAGGAACAGUGAGUAAUCCAUAGGCUAUCAGUCCCUUCAGGCCUCAGGGUCUUUGCCCUGCCCCAAGUGAGCUAGACCUCAGAGGCCUCCAAGGGGCCUGUUAAAAACCAGGUUUUAGGGUCUGACUCUAUCAGUCUGUAGCAGGUCCCUGAAAUCUGCAUUGUAUGAGGCACACAUUCUAUCCGUGUGUGUGCUUCCCAAGUAUCUCUAUCAUGCCCCCGGCCCGGCUCCCCUCUACUACCACCAGGCAUGACACUUGGCCUCUUGAGAAGUACCUGUAGAGAAGUCACUCCUGAGAGUCUGAGGGCAGCACUGUGCCUCUUCCAGACACUUCCCCCAUAGCACAGAGCCAGUAUGCAGGGCUCAGCAAAGUCCCCUUGUAUUGAGUGGCCCUGCUCCUUGGGUUGCUAUGGCCCAGGGAGAGCCCACCUCUGGAGAAGCAGAGUAUUUUCUGGUUUCCAUCUUACUGGGAAAGUCAGUCCCAACAUCUGUCCCACUAUUCUGUCAGCACUGCCCUGCUCUGGGCCCAGUCCAAGGACUUACAGCUGCUGUUGGUCCCCUGGGAGAAAGGGAGCCCAGCUCCUGCCCCUACCCGUUUCUGCUUUAUACUCUGCUCAUGUCUGAGAGACUGACCUAGCUCCUUCCUGGCAGUUCAGCCUGUGAGGCCCUUGGGUGACACCCCCUCCCCUUCCCCCACUCCCCCCACCCCCGCCUUGCCUGGGACAUGGGACAUAGGACAAACACUCCAGCCUGUUCUCUGUCCCACUUCCUGCCUGGCUGCCUGCCCUCCCUUGGGCGCCUUGGGCGGGCCUGGCCUCUCUCCCCUCCCUGAGAGCAGAGUCAUCUUCUCCAGGGCCUAGUGGGAACAGGCCUGAGAUGGGGCGGCAAGGCCCCAGGCCUGGGGUACUUUAUCUUGGGCCAGCUCAGCUGAGGGCAGCCCCACAUUCCUCCUGAUCCCUCUUCCCACAUGGUGACUCAGCAGCCUACCCACUCCACCCCCAUCCAGGCAUAGCUGCAUCUCCUUCCACUUUGGACUAGAGGAUUCUAGGACCCUAGAGAAACAUAUCCACACAGCCUGGCACAGCCCCAGAGAAACAAACCCCUUCAGGGAUCCCCCAAAUCACACAUAUAUGGAAUAGCUCAUUCAUGCAAACAUUCGUGAACCAGGCUGAUUUUAGGUGCUGAAGACAUAGUGGGGAGCCCAGCUGGGGAGGGCCAGCAGCCUUACCUCAGAAAAAGGCCACAAGUGGCUGCCUGGGUUGCUCAGUUGGUUAAGUUCCAAUUUGAUUUCAGCUCAGGUCAUGAUCUCAUGGUUUGUGGGAUUGAGCCCCCAUCAGGCUCUGCACUGACAGUGGGAAGCCUACUUGGGAUUCUUUCUCUCCCCCUCUCUGUCCCUUCCCCAUGCUUGUGCUAUCUCUCUCAAAAUAAAUAAAUAAACAUUUAAAAAAAAAAAAAAAAAGACCACAGGGGCGCCUGGGUGGCUCAGUCGGUUAAGCGUCCGACUUUGGCUCAGGUCAUGAUCUCCCGGUCUGUGAGUUCGAGCCCCGCGUCUGGCUCUGUGCUGACAGCUCAGAGCCUGGAGCCUGCUUUGGAUUCUGUGUCUUCCUCUCUCUCUGACCCUCCCCCGUUCAUGCUCUGUCUCUCUCUGUCUCAAAAAUAAAUAAACGUUUAAAAAAAUAAAAAAAGACCACAAAUAAAUAUAGAAGCACAACUGCCAUGAGUGCUAAGAAAGGAGAGGGGCAGAGUGCCAUAAAGGUAAACACUGGAGGGUGAUUAUAUUAUACCUGGUAUGUACUUCCACACCCAGGUUUACGAUCUGGUGUGUGUGUGUGUGUGUGUGUGUGUGUGUGUGCACGCGCGCGCACAUACACGCUCUGGAGGAGCACAAGCCCAAGAAGCACACGUACAGAAAGCUCGGAUCAAGCAGGAUGUCUUCCCCUCCUGCAAGCACACUUACAUGCUAUAAUCCCAAGUAAGCAAAGAAUGGCCCUCUCCUUCCAGGAUACUUGCAUCUAUUUGGGGUAGAGUCCUGAAGGCCAAGUGCUCUAUCACCCAGCCUCCUCAGAUGAGCAGAUUUAAACCCUUUCCCUCCAUGGUGGCAGCAGUGGCCUCCCUAGCCACUUUGUCUUAUUCUUCCAGGGCCCCAUUUCUAGGAAGAAGUCCAGAGGUAACAGCCAGCCCAGAGCCUCCAGUGUUUCACUUGUCUCGGAAGGUGACAUCACUGGUCCCUGAGAGCUGCCUGCUGAUUUUGCUGGGACUGGUGCUUGGAGGCAUUGUCUUGGCUGUGGCCAAGAAAGCUGAGUACCAGCUGGAGCCAGGCACGUUCUUCCUCUUCCUGCUGCCUCCUAUUGUGCUGGACUCAGGCUAUUUCAUGCCUAGCCGGCUGUUCUUUGAUAAUUUGGGUGCCAUCCUCACCUAUGCUGUGGUGGGCACACUCUGGAAUGCCUUCACAACAGGUGCUGCCCUCUGGGGCCUGCAGCAGGCUGGACUUGUGGCCCCUCGAGUGCAGGCCAGCUUGCUGGACUUUCUGCUAUUUGGGAGCCUCAUCUCAGCGGUGGACCCUGUGGCUGUGCUGGCUGUCUUUGAGGAGGUGCACGUCAACGACACUCUCUUUAUCAUCGUCUUUGGCGAGUCCCUGCUCAAUGAUGCUGUCACCGUGGUGCUGUACAAGGUCUGCAACUCCUUUGUGGAGAUGGGCUCUGCCAAUGUGCAGGCCACUGACUACCUGAAAGGAGUCGCCUCCCUGUUUGUGGUCAGUCUGGGCGGGGCAGCCGUGGGCUUAGUCUUUGCCUUCCUCCUGGCCCUGACCACACGCUUCACCAAGCGGGUCCGCAUCAUCGAGCCGCUGCUGGUCUUCCUCCUCGCCUAUGCAGCCUACCUCACUGCUGAAAUGGCCUCUCUCUCUGCUAUUCUUGCGGUGACUAUGUGUGGCCUAGGCUGUAAGAAGUACGUGGAGGCCAACAUCUCCCAUAAGUCACGCACGGCUGUCAAAUACACAAUGAAGACUCUAGCCAGCUGUGCUGAGACAGUCAUCUUCAUGCUGCUUGGCAUCUCGGCUGUGGACUCUUCUAAGUGGGCCUGGGAUUCUGGGCUGGUGCUGGGCACCCUCUUCUUCAUCCUGUUCUUCCGAGCCCUCGGCGUAGUCCUGCAGACGUGGGUGCUGAAUCAGUUCCGGCUGGUCCCUCUGGACAAGAUUGACCAGGUGGUGAUGUCCUAUGGGGGCCUGCGUGGGGCUGUGGCCUUCGCUCUCGUCAUCCUACUGGACAAGACCAAGGUCCCUGCCAAGGACUACUUUGUGGCCACCACUAUUGUGGUGGUCUUCUUCACAGUCAUUGUGCAGGGCUUAACCAUCAAGCCACUGGUCAAGUGGCUGAAGGUGAAGAGGAGUGAGCAUCACAAACCCACCCUGAACCAGGAGCUGCAUGAGCACACUUUUGACCACAUUCUGGCUGCAGUGGAGGACGUUGUGGGGCACCAUGGCUAUCACUACUGGAGGGACAGGUGGGAACAGUUUGACAAGAAGUACCUGAGUCAGCUGCUGAUGCGACGGUCAGCCUACCGCAUCCGGGACCAGAUCUGGGAUGUGUACUAUCGACUCAACAUCCGGGAUGCCAUCAGCUUCGUGGACCAGGGAGGCCAUAUCUUGUCCUCCACAGGUCUCACUCUGCCCUCUAUGCCCAGCCGCAAUUCUAUGGCAGAGACAUCUGUCACGAACCUGUUGAGGGAGAGUGGCAGUGGAGCGUGUCUGGAUCUGCAGGUGAUUGACACAGUGCGCAGCGGCCGGGACCGUGAGGAUGCUGUGAUGCACCAUCUGCUCUGUGGAGGCCUCUACAAGCCACGCCGCAGGGUGGUUUGUUUAAAUCAGGAUCCAAAUAAAGCCCACAUUUUGCAUUUGUACAAAGCCAGCUGCAGCCGCCACUUCAUCUCAGAGGAUGCGCAGGAACGGCAGGACAAGGAGGUCUUCCAGCAGAACAUGAAACGGCGGCUGGAGUCCUUUAAGUCCACCAAGCACAACAUCUGCUUCACCAAGAGCAAGCCACGACCUCGCAAGACCAGUCGCAAGAAGAAGGAUGGUUUAGCUAACACUGAGGCCACAAAUGGGAAACCUCCUCGAAACCUGAGCGUUCAGGACACAGCUGCUGUGAUCUUAACUGUGGAGUCUGAGGAGGAGGAAGAGAGUGACAGUUCGGAGACAGAGAAGGAGGACGACGAGGGGAUCAUCUUUGUGGCUCGGGCCACCAGUGAGGUUCUCCAAGAGGUCAAGGUCUCAGGGAGCCUUGAGGUGUGCCCAAGCCCACGCAUCAUCCCCCCCUCCCCAACCUGUGCAGAGAAGGAGCUACCCUGGAAGAGUGGUCAGGGAGAUCUGGCAGUCUACGUGUCCUCGGAAACCACCAAGAUUGUGCCUGUGGACAUGCAGACAGGCUGGAACCAAAGCAUCUCAUCCCUGGAGAGCCUGGCAUCCCCACCCUGUACCCAAGCCCCAACUGUGACCCGCUUGCCUCCUUGCCCACUGGCUGCUGAAGAGCCUCAGCACCCUUUCAACCUGCCGUAUGAUCCACGCCCUAGCUUCGCCUUUCCCCCAAGUCUGGCCAAAGCUGGCCGCUCUCGCAGUGAAAGCAGCGCUGACAUCCCCCAGCAGCAGGAGCUACAGCCCCUCAUGGGAUAUGAGGACCGCACCCAUCUUAGUCCAGGCACAGCCAACUCCCACUGGUGCAUCCAGUUCAACAAAGGUAGCCGGCUGUAGCCCAAGACUCAAGGAGGAGUAGGAGGCUGGAUCCCCCAUGGGAAGUCUUCCCUGGGCAAUAGGCAGAGGCAGAGGAGCCCACUUAGCCUGACAGGGGGCCAGAGGAGCCUGAACUAGCAACUGGGCUUCCUUGUGGCAGGUCAGAAGGGUGUUGGGCUGGUCCUCACAGCGACACUUUCACUACCCUCCCUGCUCCUAAUUCCUGCCAUCUUCCCUUUCACUAAGGCCCUUACCCUGGCUAAAGACCCAGUCCAGAGCUUCUAGGAGCUAGGCCCACCCAGUUGGGAAGCUGAUGCUUUUUCCCCAGUGGACCCCCCAGGAGUCACUCUAGGCAGCUGUUCCUGCCCCCAAAGCAAGGUAUCAUUCCACAGCUAAUGCUGGCCUUUCCUGCCCUUCACUCACCCCAGCACCAGCUCAAGGACAGUACCCUGGCAAUGAGGCUCCUUGAGGGGCUGGUCCUCAGAGGCACUGGGGUGGGAGGUGGAGCAGGUCUCAACCUUAGGCUUUGUUACCUGUUGGGUCAGCUACCUAUAGCCAAUUUUUGAGGGGCAGUGGGAAUCUGUGUCCAAUUCUUGCUUUAUCUCCUACACUUUGCUGACAUUUAUUGGGGCCAUAGUUCUUUCUUUUACAGGAUCAAGGCCACAGGGCUGGGCCUGGCUUCAGAUCAGGGCUGUUUCUUGGCAGGGGUCACUCUGAAGAUAUGCUGCUCUGCAUCCAAGUCUGGAACUUUCAGAUCUCUGGGUCUAUAUUUUCUAAGGAGGGGAGAUAGUGGCCUCUGGGACACUACCACCUUGACAUUCCCCAAAUAGGAAAGAAGCCAGGUAUUCCAGGACCACCACUCCACUUCUCUGGGAGCUGGGAUGCCUGGCUGAAGUAAUAAGGGGGCUGACUGGGUGGCAGGUAACUUUCCUGGGGUUAAUACCUGCUUUGUGUCUUGUAUCUUGAACCUGAGACACAUUAAAUAUCUCUCAGAUGGA
Messenger RNA from Acinonyx jubatus (cheetah), 8082 nucleotides. RefSeq names its product solute carrier family 9 member A5 (gene SLC9A5). Gene Ontology annotation, cellular component: membrane. The record is from RefSeq and is a predicted model, not a curated record. The transcript is spliced from 17 exons. Lineage: Eukaryota; Metazoa; Chordata; Mammalia; Carnivora; Felidae. The coding region runs from base 4427 to 7105 and encodes 892 amino acids. Gene Ontology annotation, molecular function: sodium:proton antiporter activity. Gene Ontology annotation, biological process: regulation of pH; sodium ion transport; proton transmembrane transport.